GCGGUGACUCGUUCACUCUGAUGCGGCAGCAUGUGGCAGGUGCUGCCCUCAACGGCUCUGCUGCUUGUAGUUUCUGCCGGCGCACAAGCUGCGGACCUCCCAAAGGCUGUGGUGGUCUCGGACCCUCCAGGCAAUAGGGUCCUCACGUUCGACAGUGUGACUUUCAAGUGCCAGGGGGCCAAUCCUUCUGGGAACCGUUCCACCCGGUGGCUGCACAAUGGGACCCUCAUCUCAAGUCAGACCAGCUACGUCAUCCAAGCUGCCAGCGUUGAAAACAGCGGCGAGUACAGGUGCCAGACGGGCCUCUCCGAGCUCAGUGACCCCGUGCAGCUAGAAGUCCUCGUGGGCUGGUUGUUACUCCAGACCCCUCGGCGGGUGUUCCAGGAGGGGGACCCCAUUCGGCUGAGGUGCCACAGCUGGAAGAACAAGCCCGUCUGGAAUGUCCAAUACUUCCAGAAUAGAAGAGGCAGAAAGUUUUCUUAUGAUAAUUCUGAGUUCUACAUCCCAGCAGCAAGAAGUGAACAUAAUGGCUCCUACUUCUGCAGGGGACUUAUCGGGAAGAAAAAUGAGUCUUCAGAGGCUGUGGACAUCAUCAUUCAAGGUCCACCGGUUCCAUCCACCUCAGCACUCCUCCCAUUUUGGCCCCAUAUCCCUUUCGCCGUGGUGAUGGCACUCCUAUUUGCAGUGGACACGGGACUGUAUUUUGCUAUGCAGAGAGACCUUCAUAACUCAAAGCGGGCCUGGAAAAACAGCAAAGUCUCCUGGAAGCAGGGCCCUUAG
This is a messenger RNA of Enhydra lutris kenyoni (northern sea otter), 780 nucleotides long. Its product is annotated as low affinity immunoglobulin gamma Fc region receptor III-like. The transcript is spliced from 5 exons. Bases 31 to 780 code for a protein of 249 amino acids. The record is from RefSeq and is a predicted model, not a curated record. Lineage: Eukaryota; Metazoa; Chordata; Mammalia; Carnivora; Mustelidae. Gene Ontology annotation, biological process: cell surface receptor signaling pathway; regulation of immune response. Gene Ontology annotation, molecular function: transmembrane signaling receptor activity.